UUCAUUGGCUAAUGUACUUGCAAGACUGUUCAUCCUGAGGAGAUAAAGCAGUAUAUGAGAAUGUGUAUAUAGUUUGAAAUAGGGAAGCUGUUAGUACAGAAUGAGAGUGACACAGCUGAGUGAUUGCAUUUAUUUAAAUAUAUGCUGUUUCUGAAGGCACCAUAUAGGUAUGUGUGUCAUCAAAGACGGAUGGCACUCCCUGUGAGAGGGGUGUGACAGUUGUCUGACCUCACUUUGAUGGCCAUGUGACACACUUUUUCAGAUGUUAGGGAACUACACAAGCAGAACUUUUGAUGUUUCAGACUUCCUUUACUCACUGUCCCUGAGAGAGUGCAAUGCAUUGUUCAUAUUGUUUUCCCCCAUAGUUUUGCAUCCUCAUUCUUCAAGAUUAACAAAAGACUUUUUUGAAGUAUGAUUGCAGAUCUGCAGAAAAGUUGGGUUCUAAAGGCAUUGCAUUUUUUUAACUUACUGCAUCAUUUUAAAAAUUCAACUGUUUUAAGACUGUACAGCUGAAAGGUGGAACUGCUGAGUAUUUUUGCCCUAAAAAUAUUCACAACAGUCAUAAUUCUGAGGCUUCCGUAUUGUGUUGCAGAACAAACAAACAAACAGGAGUAAAUAAACAAAAUUUAAUUUCACUUUACAACAAGACCGGGAAAAACAAUUCACCAGAAGAGAGGUAUUUUGAAGCACCAGUGAAUAAAUAGUCAUCUGAGGAUUGCCUACACAACAGGGGUGAACAUUAAGUCAGAGUUUUCCAAGUAUCAGUCAUCGCUUACCAUGGAGCAGUAUAGGCGGCAGACUUUACCAAAUAUCCCAGAGCUGGAGCGGUUUGCAAUGGAAGAGGAUGAUGCUUUUCUACCCUGCUCUCCUACAUUCUCCCCCACUGAUUCACAGAACUCGGAGCAUUGUCCCCCAAAGAUGCCGGUUUCGUCCAGGUUUAGUUUUGGAAAUACCUCUUCACGUAACUCUCAGACUUUUUUAAGAAAGUUGAAAGUGAACAGGAGCAUUCAGGAAUGUCAGAAACGGAGGGCCUAUUCCCAAAUGAGUUUUGAUGUUGAAAAUGGCCCCUCACCAGGUCGUAGUCCAAUUGACUCGCAGGCGAGUCCAGGCUUGGUUUUGCACCCUAGCUUCCCCCAGAGUCAGCGUCGGGAGUCCUUCCUGUAUCGCUCAGAUAGUGACUAUGACAUGUCUCCAAAGGCUAUGUCACGAAACUCCUCGGUCACCAGUGAAAUACAUACAGAAGACCUGAUAGUAACCCCUUUUGCUCAGGUUCUGGCAAGUUUGCGCAGUGUAAGGAGUAACUUUUCUAUCCUAGCCAAUGUGCAGACUCCGACUAACAAGAGGUCCCCACUGGGCAGCCAGCCGACUGUAUGCAAGGCUACAUUGUCAGAGGAAACGUACCAGCAACUGGCCAAAGAAACUCUGGAGGAACUGGAUUGGUGCUUAGAUCAGCUGGAAACCAUCCAGACUUACCGCUCUGUCAGUGAAAUGGCCUCCAACAAGUUCAAACGAAUGUUGAACCGUGAGCUGACCCAUCUCUCUGAAAUGAGCCGCUCUGGAAACCAGGUCUCAGAAUACAUCUCUAGCACGUUUUUAGACAAACAAAAUGACGUUGACAUCCCUUCCCCUACACAAAAGGAGCGUGAGAAGAAGAAGCAGCGGCAACCCAUGUGCCAGAUCAGCGGUGUCAAGAAACUGAUGCACAGCUCCAGCCUAACGAACUCCAGCAUCCCCCGCUUUGGGGUCAAAACAGACCAGGAAGAAUCACUCUCAAAGGAACUAGACAGUUUGAACAAGUGGGGUCUUAAUAUUUUCCGAGUGGCGGAAUAUUCCAGUAAUCGACCACUAAGCUGUAUAAUGUACACAAUUUUCCAGGAGAGAGACCUGCUGAAAACAUUUAAGAUCCCUGUAGAUACCUUUAUAACGUACAUAAUGACGCUAGAAGACCACUACCAUGCAGAUGUAGCGUACCAUAACAGUGUCCAUGCUGCGGAUGUCACUCAAUCAACGCACGUGCUGCUCUCCACACCUGCACUGGAUGCUGUGUUUACCGACCUCGAAAUUCUGGCUGCAUUAUUCGCAGCUGCCAUUCAUGAUGUCGACCAUCCAGGGGUGUCUAACCAGUUCCUGAUCAACACAAAUUCGGAGUUAGCUCUGAUGUACAACGAUGAAUCUGUGUUGGAAAACCACCAUCUGGCAGUGGGAUUCAAACUCUUACAGGAGGAGAACUGUGACAUUUUCCAAAACCUCAUAAAACGCCAGAGGCAAACGCUCAGGAAAAUGGUCAUUGAUAUGGUUCUUGCUACAGACAUGUCUAAGCAUAUGAGCCUGUUAGCAGACUUGAAGACCAUGGUAGAGACCAAGAAAGUAACAAGUUCAGGUGUUCUGCUACUCGACAACUACACUGACAGGAUACAGGUCCUUCGGAAUAUGGUACACUGCGCAGAUCUGAGUGGCCCUACAAAGCCCCUGGAACUCUACCGACAGUGGACAGACAGGAUUAUGGAAGAGUUUUUCAGACAGGGUGACAAAGAACGUGAGAGAGGAAUGGAAAUUAGUCCAAUGUGUGAUAAACACACAGCCUCCGUGGAAAAAUCACAGGUGGGGUUUAUUGACUACAUUGUCCAUCCACUAUGGGAGACAUGGUCAGACUUAGUGCAUCCUGAUGCACAAGAAAUUCUGGACACACUAGAAGACAAUAGAGACUGGUACCAGGGUAUGAUCCCGCAGAGUCCGUCACCACCACCGGAUGACCCGGACAAAGAUGAGGAUGCCUGUAUUGAGAAAUUUCAGUUUGAACUGACGUUAGAGGAGGAGGGGGAGAACUCAGACCAGUCUGAGAAAGAAAGAAACAGCACUGGGGGGGAUGAGGAAGAGGAUGACGAGGACGAAGAGGAAGUGCAGAACUGUUACAACAGCAGAGAAGAAACAGAUUUAUGUACGCAAGGUGAGCCUGCAAAUACGCAGGUAUGGGAGGGGGAGGAGGUGGACUUGGGACAGGAACAGCAAAAUGGACUUGAGCAAACAGACGAUGUGCCCGAAGAUGUUUUGCCUGUGGAAUCAUGAACAUUGGACACUCACAGAAAAGAGGUUUUACAUUAUGAACAAAGCUUCAUUUUUUUAACUCUUAAAGGGAACAAACACAGCAACUGUAGAACCAGUCCUGUGUGGAACAUAGGAGCCUCUGGCCAUUAGGAAGUUGUAGCACUCUGGAACAUUCUUUUAUUGAUGGUCUUGUUAAAAUCAGAAGCCGUUCCUGGGGGAUAUUAAGCCAUCUUAAACCUGCAGGAUAUUACAAACAUUGUGUGAAGGUGUACUCUGCACUGUGGCAACAAGCUGGGUCUCUAAAGGGCCCAGUUUGAACCACUUUUCCUACCAUCUGCAGUUUUGCUUUAAAGGAGUACUUUCAUUCUUGCCCCCCUGAGUGUUAUAGCAAAAUGGCUGUGUGCCUUUUCUUGUGCCCCCCCACCACCACUGGAAGAAAGGUGUUGUAGAAGGUGUCAAGCAAUGAUUUUUUUUAACUACUGUUAAUAAUUAAUUCAUUGUUUGCUUUAUUUUGGGGGUUCUCCAAAGAGCCACAUUAAGCCACACAUCUUAAACGUAAAAGAUUAUUUAAAACACUAGCAGCUUAAACAGUGAGUCUUCCUUCUGUAUUUCAUUUUGCACAAAAUGGCAAUACAUACUGAAUGGUAUGAGUCUACAUUCAUUGAUUUUAAUGAAAAAAUGCAAGUGUCAUUUUUUUUAUAUUAUAUUAUAUAAUAUUAUAUAUAAAUAUAUUAUUGCUGCAAAGUCUGGAAAAGGGGAAAGAUUUUUAAGCAGUCGGUUCAUUUUUGCCAAGCAACUAUGUAAUUUUAUGUCUAUAAGCUACGCCAUAACAUAGUUCAUUGGCAAACGGACCAUGUUGGUUAUCUUGAAGCACUUUUUACAAUGUUUUGUCAUUCAUGUUUCUGUUCGUAUGAUUUUUCAAUGUCAUGAGAAGAAAUAAAGGCGUGGCAAAAAUUA
Protopterus annectens (West African lungfish) is the source of this 4002-nucleotide messenger RNA. It is a transcript of the gene PDE4A, whose product is annotated as phosphodiesterase 4A. The coding region runs from base 778 to 3066 and encodes 762 amino acids. Gene Ontology annotation, cellular component: cytosol; nucleus; perinuclear region of cytoplasm. The transcript has 15 exons. The record is from RefSeq and is a predicted model, not a curated record. Gene Ontology annotation, biological process: signal transduction. Gene Ontology annotation, molecular function: 3',5'-cyclic-AMP phosphodiesterase activity. NCBI's taxonomy places the organism in Eukaryota, Metazoa, Chordata, Ceratodontiformes, Protopteridae.